This is a messenger RNA of Branchiostoma belcheri (Belcher's lancelet), 2768 nucleotides long. Its product is annotated as reticulon-4 receptor-like 2. Gene Ontology annotation, molecular function: protein binding. Bases 805 to 2457 code for a protein of 550 amino acids. NCBI's taxonomy places the organism in Eukaryota, Metazoa, Chordata, Leptocardii, Amphioxiformes, Branchiostomatidae. Gene Ontology annotation, cellular component: extracellular matrix. The transcript has 3 exons. The record is from RefSeq and is a predicted model, not a curated record.
GGGCAAUAUAAACAUUGGUCGACUCUUUAAAAAGAUUGUUGCAUUAUGUGAGGUACAAAAUUAGCAGAUGUGUGACUUGAACUCACUUCUGCUGACAGAUUUAUAAAGAGGUGAUGCUGUCUACAGUCAGUACUUCCUCCCCUUUAUGAAGAGCAUCUAUCUUUCCAACAACUGUAUUUAGUAAUUUGUUAGUUUCAUAGUUUAUAUCUUUUGACGAUAUAAAAUGACUUGAUAGUUUUUUUUAGAACUUCCCUUCAAAGUAGUUAUGCCUUGUGUAUUAGCAGGUACUACAUGUAGUACUUCAUGUUAUUGUAACCACUGAGUUACAAAACACUCAAUUCUGUUGGCUUUGGCUUUGUUAGAAAAAGACCUUGUAUCAAGUAUCAGCAUAGCAACUUUUAUUACACUAAACCCGUUUGGUAAAUAAAUAGGCACUGGUAUUUUCUAACGACUCCAAUGUGCCAAACAAGAUGCAAAUAGGAUAUACCUAACACACCCUACAGAAAGAUCAAUGAGCCAGCUACAAGCUCAUUCAUGGUUCUUAAAAGGAAACAUUGUUCAAGUUUCUUUGUAUAAAUAGAGGACUUGAAGGGCACUGCACAGUUGAGGUGGUGCAGUGGAAACAAGACAGUGCAACUCGUCUUAGAACUGCCAAAAAUUGAGUCUGACAGUAACUGUUGAUGACAGUUGGAACUACCAUAAACUUUUCAAGGAAGUACAUUGUACAUAAGUACCGACUUGAAGUGGAUUUGAAGCACAAAAAAGAACUGUUUCAGUGUCAAGGAUCACUACAUACCAGGCAACAUGACAAACAAGGUGAGGACAUUGCUGGUUCUUCUGCUGAUCAUCCUGAAGGAAACUGGACCAACCAAAGCCUGCAGCAGCAGCUGUUCAUCAGACUGUGACUGCAGCAGGAGAGGCCUCACCAGUGUUCCUCAGGACCUGCCUACAGCCAUCACAACGCUCAACUUGCAUUGGAAUGCCAUUACAACAAUAGAGCAAUAUGACUUUUUUCCAUAUAGGAGUUUGGAAAGAUUAAAUCUAGGACAGAAUCAGAUCUCUAUGAUCCAUGUCAGAGCAUUCCACAACUUGACCAGCUUAAACGAAAUAAACCUUAGUCAGAAUCAACUGACCAGUCUCUCAGCUGACAUAUUUGAGGGACUUGGUAAUCUGCAGAGCUUGUAUCUUUCCUCUAACCAAUUGACCAGUCUCUCAGCUGACAUAUUUGAGGGACUUGGUAACCUACAGACCUUGAAUCUUUACGACAACCAGUUAACAAUCCUCUCAGCUGACAUAUUUGAGGGACUUGGUAAUCUACAGACCUUGGAUCUUUACUAUAACCAGUUAACAAACCUCCCAGCUGACAUAUUUCAGGGACUUGGUAACCUUACAACCUUGACUCUUAACUCUAACCAAUUGACCAGUCUCUCAGCUGAUAUAUUUUCAGGACUUGGUAACUUACAAACCUUGGAUCUUUCCUUUAGCCGAUUGACCAGUCUCUCAGCUGACAUUUUUGACAUACUAGCUUCCAUUCAAUAUGUUGAUAUUUACGACAACCGCUGGCAGUGUGACUGUAGGAUGCUUCCCUUUAAGCAAAAGAUGAACGGUUCUUAUGCAUUUGAAAACCAAAUCAUCUGUGCUGGACCUGGUAACCUUAGUAGGAAAAGCUUACUACGAGAGGUAAAUCCUGAAGAUCUGAUCUGUGAACAGACGUCAACAGUCUCCUUCUCAACUGACCCAUCUACUGUUGCUGAGGUUUCCACACCAACAUCUUCCACAAAACUCACAGCACACAUUGCUGUCACCUCACCUGACUUGUCUGCAGUAAGUACUUCCUCCCCUCUUAGUAGCACAGUAAAAUCAACACCACAGGCACCAAUGUCUUCCCCAACAUCUAGCAUAACAAACAUCCCUGACACUUCGGGCUUGUCCACAGCUUCCCCUUUUGGCCAAACCGUAAAGUCAACAUCACAAACACCUGUAUAUUCCACACUACCCAUUUCCAGUAUUUCUCGAAGUACAGAGUUGAGCAUGACAGAAAGCAAUGCUGCUCCUUCUUCUGAAUUCUUCUCUCUGCCAGUCUUCCUCAGUGGUUUUCUUGGCGUAGUGGCGGGAAUUUUCCUCUUGGGCAUUGUUCUAUUUGCAAGGUACAUGUACAAGAGGAGGAACAGCAAUCCUCUUGCAGACCAAAGCCCUGGUGUCGUGUUCAGCAACACAAACACCGCGACAGCUACUGUCACAAUCAGUGCUCAAAACCAGACAAGGCAUGGCACUUCACAAACAGAUGAUUCAGCAGAAUAUGAUGACGUAGCUAUUCAAUCAGGAAGUUCACAGGUAUGUACAGGCCACAGGCAAGAUCGUUACAGUGUUGAAGGAGGUUAUGAGGUACCACCCCCCUCCCUUCCCCCUAGAAAUGGAGCUGGUCAGCAGGUUUACUACCAGAAUGAGUCAGACUAGUUGUACAACAAGCACGUGGUGCUGAUACAGCAAACCACUAUGAGCCUCUGAGGUGGAACUGAACAGUGUAAAGUUAGCAGAUAACCUGAAUGUAAUUAUAGCUUGAACUUGACAGUGGGGAGAACCAGAACUGUAAACUUAUAAGAUUGUGUUGUCGCAUACAUAUGUGUACAUGUAUGUGUAAUACUGGUAUCCCAUCCAUAGGUCCCAUAUACAUGUUAUUGUGUCCAAAGAAUCAUAUGCAACGUCUGUUAUUUCAAUGCAUUAGAAUAGUUACGUGCCGGAUACUAUAGGGCUAUCCUUAUGACAAA